Molecule: messenger RNA, 1003 nt
Organism: Helianthus annuus (common sunflower)
Lineage: Eukaryota; Viridiplantae; Streptophyta; Magnoliopsida; Asterales; Asteraceae
Exons: 2
Coding region: 437-901 (154 amino acids)
Source: RefSeq, a predicted model, not a curated record
CAGGCCAGCCAAAAGUUAUGGCCAGCAACACCCUCAGUUACACUUUAGGCAUGAUCUAAGAGGUUUGGAGUGUAUGCAAUUUUUGUUUGACUUUAAGGUGUGCACUUGGUUAAUCAUCCAAUCCAUGGUGAUUGAAUUUUGACUUUAGGUCACCAUAGAUUUCUGACUCGGGUUCAACUAGACAUUGUCUCUACCUUUUCACAAGUGUACUUUUACACAUGCAUCAUUUCUGUAUAUAAGUUGACACUUUCUCUUGUUGUUCUCGUGUAGGCAAGGGAUCAAACCACAUGGUCAUUUUUCAAGUAGCAAACAAAUUGAUAUCUUCUGGUACUAGAUGAUCGCUCGGUGGAAGAAAAGUUUUCGUAACUAUCAGAGAAUAAUUACACGUGCCUAGCGUUGGUACCAUUAGAUUACGAUUUGCGAAUUAAUACAUAGGAUGCUUGAAAACCACCAUCUAGAUUUCAUCAAACAGACAAUGUUGAAGCAUGAAGAUACUUUUAGACGUCAGGUAAGGGAACUUCAUCGGUUGUAUGAUGUUCAAAAGAACAUGACCACUACUUUGAGAAGUGAGACAAGACAACACACUGAGUUCGCUCCACAAACAGCUUUGGAUAUCAACAAUGAUGAUUCGGGAUUGAUCAUGCCAGGUUUUGAUAGUUCAAGACAUGGAGACACUAGUGGCAUUCACGACAACCAAACAUGGCCUGAUGACGUGGAACUAACGUUAAGCAUUGGGCCUAGCAGUAGUACGAGACGGUCACAAAACCAUCAUCAUCAAAAUGGAUGCGACGAAUCUAUGGCGAUGAUAAAAACAAGUUUGACAAACUCGGGUACAUUAUACAAUCAAGAUAACAAGAGACCACAUUGGCUUAUUCAGGAUCUAAGUUUGCAUAGAACAUAACACACUUUGUUUGUGUUUUUUUAGAUGUAUGUUGGUAGCAACUAACAUGUUAUAUAUUAUUAAGUUACCAUCGUAUAAAUUUCUGAAACUAAUUCUAAUUAA